Trichomonas vaginalis G3 is the source of this 1043-nucleotide messenger RNA. RefSeq names its product Prim-pol domain family. The transcript has a single exon. Lineage: Eukaryota; Parabasalia; Trichomonadida; Trichomonadidae. The annotation marks the transcript as partial. The record is from RefSeq and is a predicted model, not a curated record.
AUGACAGCAACAAACAACAACAACAGUAACUUUAUCAUUUCUGAUGAACAAGUUAUUGAUUCAUUAGCUGAGGAAUUAGUUGUGGCAGAAACUAAAACCCUCAACGAAAGAAUUGGUGAAAACAAGAUUGAUUUACAUAACUACCUCAAACACGAUGGAGGAAGAGGAAGGAAAACUGGUACAGCUUUAUUAGUAAAUAAAAUUUCAAAUUUAACGAUUAUAGAUAUUGAUAUCAAUAAAUCGUACAAUGAUGAACUUAAAGAAACAGUUAGAAAAGACAUUCUAUCAAAACUUUCGGAUAAAGAUGUUAUUGUUAAAACCGCUUCAGGAGGUCUUCACAUUUAUUGCAACACUAAUUUCUUCUAUGCAGUUUCGAACAGAAUGAUUAAAUGCUAUUCCUGCAAUGAUUAUGAUAUUGAUAUAAUGACUUCUAUGGAUGAUUCAAAGCGUUCUUUAGUAGUUAUGGCUGAUUCAAGAGUUCGCAAGAAUGCAACAGAACCAAUCAAUACAUACUCAUUCAUUCGUGGAAGUUAUGAUUCAACAUUAACCAGAACAGUGAAUGAUAUAUUAAAUGAUUUGAAUAUUAAGGUAAGAGUUGAACAGAAGAAUGAAGAAAUAAAGAGUAUAAUGAAUGAAAACAAAGAUGUAAACAUUGACGAUAAACUUGCCCAGAGCAUAGUUGAUGGCAUCUGUGAUUUUGAAGUACAUAAUGACGGUGGAAACAUGAAUUUAGAAAAAGAAGUUACAUUAUUCACACUGUUUCAAGCAAUUAAUUCGUUACCUAAUCAUUUAAUUAAUGAAGCCUACGAUAACGUUUAUAACUUCUGCAAUUUAACUGAAAAUGCUAAAAGUAAUUUUGAAAAAGCACGUAGUAGAUAUGCACAUUUAAUGACUUCUCCAUUUGUUUUAGUGAAGAUUCUAAAACUAUACCAAAAGGAAUAUUAUGAUGAAUACGUUUUACCUUUAUUACGUAAGCCAAAAAUAACAUUUGAUAUAAAACUUGAUGAUUCAUUCUUGAUAACAGAUAUUAGACGCAAGGCUGA